AAUAUUCAUCUGCAUACACCUGCUAGAGCUUAAUCUGUAGUAGGAAGUUUCUUCCUUUAAUGCAAAUGGUAUGUCUUCGGCUGUAUUUAGCUUUCUGUCCAGGUGCUCAUGGAACAUCACAGAAACAAUGCCAUUUCACAGAUUGGUUUUAAUGAAAAUGUGAUAGUAUAUUCUGUGCAUCAGAACUGCAAGAGAAGCCAAGAGAACUUUUGGUAAUUUAGCUAUUAUAAUUGCACAAAAAGUGCCGCAAAUACAGCAGAUCUUGAAAAGCUAAUUCAAACCAAAACUCUUGAAUCCUCUUUUUUGGCUUUAGAGCCACUUAUUCCCCCUUUUGCAUAUUUCAAGAACCAUGAUGGUCCCACUGAGCUCAUUUUUUUUUUGGUCGGAAAUUCUUAACCAUUAAGCUCAUUCAAAAGCCUCUUUCCCUUUGCUUUAUCACAGCCCCCCUGUUAUGUAGAGAUCGAAAAGCAGCACCAAUCUUCAUCCCUUCCCCUUAAGUUUCUUUUCUUGAUAUCAGUAACACCAUUCUAGCAAAUGAAAAUGCCCAAUCUCCCACCUCCACCACCCUCUCCGCUUCCUCCUCCUCCACCACCAACACCAACACCAACACCCCCACCCCCACCAGCAUCACAACCAAGUUCACAGGGCCCAACUCCCUCCAAAAAACAACCUACUCCAAUCUCACCAAUCCAAGUCGCAAAAUCAAGGCGAGGUAUUAGUCCACUUACUAGAAAGCAGGACAGGUUUGAUCUUGGCACGGAAAAGUUGAGAUCUGGACUAAUACUUCAGCAAACUCGACCUCGCAGGACUAAUCUGCUCGUGUGGUGCAGUGCCAUACUCUGUCUCCUCUUUAGCCUCAUUCUCAUCUUCUUAGGAAUCGCAACUUUGAUAAUUUUCGUGGCAAUCAAACCAAGGUAUCCACUUUUUGACAUAUCUGCAGCCAAUCUCAACAGCAUCUACUUUGAUUCGCCAGACUAUUUCAAUGGCGAUUUGAUCCUUCUUGUGAAUUUCUCAAAUCCAAAUAAGAAGUUGGAUGUGAGGUUUGAGUAUCUGGAUGUAGGACUGUAUUUCUCUGACAGGUUCAUAGCCACUCAAGCACUUCAACCUUUCACUCUGAGAAAAGGAGAAAAGAGGUUGGAAUCAAUUCACAUGAUAUCAAGUUUGGUCUACAUGCCACCGAACCUGGGCGUACAACUUCAGAAUCAGUUACAGAGCAACAAAGUUAGCUACUAUGUAAGAGGCACCUUCAAGGUCAGAGCAACUCUGGGAUUGGUUCAUUUCUCUUAUUGGCUGCACGGUCGAUGCCAGUUAGAAAUGACUAGUCCACCAACUGGGGUGCUACUAGGCCGCAUCUGCAAGGCAAAGAGAUGACUAUCCGGACGCAGCUUUUUCCUUGUAUAUCUUUGCUUUCAUCUUUCUGAUCAAACUUGAAUUGAUUGUAGCCUACUCACAGGAUGAAAUCAGUUUCAAUGCCGAUGUAGCUCACUUUCAUCAUACAGAUUAAGUUCAUGAGAACUAUUGAAUUCUCAAAAGCAGUUUAGCUAUGACUUUCUAUAUAUGCAACUUCCAGGUUUAUGCCAUCAACGGUUUUCUAUACUAUCAUCUCCAAAUCUAAUACACUUAAAUUGAUAAAACUCGGUAAAGUAAAAUUGCUACAAGCAGCCUAAAUGUGAAUCCUUUGGCGAUAGUAUUUGCUUUUCAAAACCAUUGAACCCAGGUAUAAUAGACCUUGCAUUAUUUAACAGUGGUGCUUUAGGACACAUUCCUCAUCAAUGCACACAAUGCAUCUCAGCGACAGAAUUAGUCCGGCUGCCCUGGGCAUUCGCAAAGGUACCUCCGACAGGAAUUAUCCAAUUCAACAAUAGCUGACAGACAGAGUGCAUGAGGAAGAAUUG
Molecule: messenger RNA, 1895 nt
Organism: Rhodamnia argentea
Lineage: Eukaryota; Viridiplantae; Streptophyta; Magnoliopsida; Myrtales; Myrtaceae
Exons: 1
Coding region: 535-1371 (278 amino acids)
Cellular component (GO): plasma membrane
Source: RefSeq, a predicted model, not a curated record